GAAUCCAUUCAGCUGUCAGUGUGAGGCAGCAGCACUUAGAGUCAGUCCACUCUGAAUGUGCCACUCGGUACAGACGGGCGAUUCCUCAUCUCUCUUCAGUUCAGGAUGGCAAAAUAACACGGUGAAGGCGGAGAUAUCAGCAUCUGCGUAUAUGGGAGCUUGUAUUUACAACCAAGUUUAGUUUCCACUAGAGUUCAACACUCUAGAAACACGCUUGUAAGUGCGUAUUGGGAAAUGAAAGUGAAGCGAUCGGAGAUGUGGAGAGCCGCUGUCCUGCUGCUGUUAACCGGCUGCGUGUGCGCGAGUGUGCCCGAGGAGCCCGCGGACAGAGCGGUUCCAUCUGACGGCUAUUGCAGCUGGAUAACGCGGGCUCAGCCUCACGGAGCUGGAGGCAGGAGGGAGGGCUUCACUGAGUUCAGACUGCGAGUGGAAGGAGACCCGGAGCAUUAUCAACCCGGCAGCACUUACCGAGUAUCCCUGUAUGCAACCAACCCUGCAUACUUCAGAGGCUUUACUCUUAUCGCUCUGAAGGAAGGGUACAAUGGUGACCAAGAGGAGGAUUAUGCUGGAAAUUUCCAGAUAAUCGAUGAGGAAGACACACAGUUUAUGACAAACUGCCCUCCAGCAGUGACAGAAAGCACCCCACGCAGGAGGACCAGGAUACAGGUGUUCUGGACGGCGCCCCCAUCAGGCAGUGGCUGUGUACUGUUGAAAGCUAGUAUUGUUCAGAGGAAGAUCAUCUCAUUCCAGGAUGAAGGCUCACUCACGAAGCGGAUGUGUGAGAGAGAGCCACUUUAUGGAGAAACCACAGACAAACCCCUGCUGGACUGCUGUGCCUGUGGAACUGCCAAAUACAGAGUCACCUUCUACGGGAACUGGUCAGAAAAAUUGCACCCAAAAGACUACCCAAGGAGAGCCAAUCACUGGUCAGCCCUCAUUGGAGCUUCCCAUUCGAAAAACUAUAUAUUGUGGGAGUAUGGAGGUUAUGCCAGUGAUGGGGUCAAACAGGUCGCUGAACUGGGCUCACCGGUUAAGAUGGAGGAGGAGAUCCGUCAGAAGGGUGAUGAGGUCUUGACCGUCAUAAAGAUGAAGGCCCAAUGGCCGGCCUGGCAGCCCCUUAAUGUUCGAGCGGCUCCUUCAGCUGAGUUCUCAGUGGACCGCACACGUCACUUGAUGUCCUUUCUGACCAUGCUGGGUCCCAGUCCUGACUGGAACGUGGGUCUGUCAUCAGAGGACCUCUGCACCAGAGAGUGUGGCUGGGUCCAGAAGGUGGUUCAGGACCUCAUUCCAUGGGAUGCAGGGACAGACAGCGGGGUCACUUAUGAGUCUCCCAACAAGCCUACAACACCUCAGGAGAAAAUUCGUCCCCUCACAAGCUUAGACCAUCCACAGGGCCCUUUCUAUGACCCAGAGGGUGGCGCAAUCACUCCUGUGGCCAGAGUUGUCAUAGAAAGAAUUGCUCGCAAGGGUGAGCAGUGCAACAUUGUGCCUGAUAAUGUGGACGACAUUGUGGCUGACAUUGCCCAGGAGGAAAAAGAAGAAGAUGACACUCCAGAGACAUGUAUCUACUCCAACUGGUCUCCGUGGUCUGCGUGCAGCUCUUCGACAUGUGAGAAGGGGAAGAGGAUGAGGCAGAGGAUGCUGAAGGCACAGCUGGAUCUCAGUGUGCCCUGUCCACAUACUCAAGACUUUGAGCCCUGCAUGGGGCCUGGCUGCAGUGAUGAGGAUGCUUCCACGUGCAUGAUGUCGGAAUGGAUCACAUGGUCACCAUGCAGUAUGUCAUGUGGCGCAGGUGUGCGUUCUAGGGAGCGCUAUGUAAAACAGUUUCCUGAUGAUGGCUUUGCUUGCAUUCAUCCCACUGAAGAGACAGAGCCAUGCACUGUCAACGAGGACUGCUCUCCAAGCAGUUGCUUGGUUACUGAAUGGGGAGAAUGGGAUGCAUGCAGCGCCACCUGUGGGCUUGGCAUGAAGAGACGGGAGCGGAUGGUGAAAAUGCCCCCGUCUGAUGGCUCCAUUUGUGGGGCUGAGGUGGUGGAAGUGGAGAAGUGUAUGAUGCCAGAAUGCCAUACAAUCCCAUGUUUACUGUCCCCGUGGUCGGACUGGAGCGAUUGCAGUGUGACGUGUGGUAAAGGCACACGGAUGCGUCAACGUAUCCUCAAAUCACCUGCAGAGUUGGGAGAAUGCAACGAGGAGCUGGAACAGAUGGAGAAAUGCAUGCUGCCAGAGUGUCCGAUGGAUUGUGUGAUGUCAGAGUGGUCCGAGUGGUCCGAGUGCAGUAAAUCCUGUGGGAAGGGUCACUUGAUCCGUACUCGCAUGAUAACUUUGGAGCCUCAGUUUGGUGGGGAUCCGUGCCCUGAGACCACACAGAGAAAAACAUGCAAGAUCAAGAAGUGUAAUCAAGGAGGCAUAAACAGUGACGAAAGAAAGAGGCGCAAGGAAGACCGUAAGAAGAGGAGGAACAAACAGGGAAGGGAGGAGAGUGCCGAUGAGCUCGCAGGAUGCAAAAUGAAGCCCUGGUCUGCAUGGACUGACUGUACCAAGCUGUGUGGUGGGGGAAUCCAGGAGCGUUUAAUGACUGCCAAGAAGAGAUACAAGAAUGCACAACUAACUAGCUGUAAAGACCGAAAGGAGAUACGGGCCUGCAAUGUCCAUCCCUGCUAGGGCUGUACUUGAAUGGGCUUGUGUAAUGGGACCCAAUCUAGAUUAUGAACAGACUGCGACACACUGUCUUGCAGUAUAUUUAAUGCACUCUGUUUGGGAUUGGAAAGCUGCAACAGGUAGUCUGAUAUUUUUACUUUUAUUUUCUAGAAUUUAUAGUGACCCAGGCAUUGUCUAGCCUGUAAAGGAAUGGGAAACCAAAAGGGAGGGGGCUCAGAGUUGCAAUGUACUGUACAAAUUCAGACGUAUUAAUAUGCAUUAGUAUUUGAGAGUAACAGUCCUCUAUGAAGCUUUGAAGAGGGGAGUUCUUUUGAAGAUUGAUUUUUCACAAGCAGGACCAUGGCGUAUUAAAGAUUAAUGUGUUCUGACAUGAAAUGCAAAACAAAUUUCUCCUUUUAUACUCUGAUCCAAACACUCACACAUACAAAAGAAUAGCAUCCUUCCAAAAGAAAUGACUUUUGAAAUCACAGUCUUAAGUGUCAGAGGUUCAAAAACAUCAUGUGAUGUGAGCGAUUUAAUUUUUUCCCUUGCUAUCACAUGAACAGGUCAGAGGAAACGCUGACAGGUACCCAUGUUCACUUUUACCCUAUAAUCAAAAUCAUCAGAAGAUCUACAUUUAGAUGCAUGCAAACCAUUCAUUCAGGACAUCUGAAAUGCUGUGGCCAUAAAUAUCCAAGGUUUUGAAGUUUUUAUUGCUGUUAUAUAUAUGAAGAGAUGCAAUAGCCUCUAAGUGCUGUUUGACAUUUUCUUCUAAAACAAGCAUUUUUUUUUUUUUUUUUAUCAGGUUCCUAUUUGUAGAUUCAGUAAUUUCAAAUUAAUGGCAAUUAAUAGGUUCUUGUCAUUGCUAUUAAAGCAAAAUAACUGAACAUAAAUAUAGGAGCCUGCAGAGAAAAAUGCUCAUUUUAGAAGAAAACUUCAGACGGCACUUAGAGGCUUUUGCAUCUGAACUAGGUAUUAGUAUGUAACAUUAGGUACAACAAAAUAUACAAAAACUAACGAAAAUCCUAAAUUUGUACAUUUUAAUAGACACUGAAACGUACAAUAUGGGCAUAUUGACAACAUCUAAACUGUAAACACUAUUACAUAUUUACACCUACAGAAGUGUAACAUAUUUUCAAAUCUUUUAUCAUAACUAUAUUUGUAUAGUUGCAUUUUUACCAUUUUAUAGAUAUGUUUUAAAUCUCUUGACCUACCCCAAACCUAAACAUAAGUAUAACAGGCCGAUGAGUGUAAGCACCAUAACACUGUAUAUUUAUUGUUAAAACAUCAAAAAGGCAGCACCAAAGCAGUCCACAUGGCUAAUGUGUUUCUCUGUUUCUUGCUGAAAAUCUUAUUCCAAUAUACUCUGUGAAGGUGCGCAUAUUUCGUUCAAAAGCAUAUAAUCAUUUUAAGGUUUUAAAGUGUAUUUUUUUUAUGAGCCAACUUUGUUUAAUGCGAUCGAAAACAUAAUCUGAUCAUAUAUGUAAAAUCAAACAAUUAAUUACAUACAUUUAGAUGCUAUUAAUACAUCAGUAUUGUACGUUUUAUUGUGUGUGCAAAUGGUAGAACAACACUUUACAGUACGUAAAGUAAAAAUACUCACGAGAUCAUGUUGAUAUACUGCACAAUUUCUUGCAAAAUUGUUUACUUGCAUCUAAAGAGGGCUAUUCUGCUUUGACAUUCUAAAUAAAUUUUACUUUUUAUUUCAUUAAGCUUUUCAAUAUACAGUGGCCCAAAAAAUGUUUUGACAUCCGAAGUCACACUUGAAAUGUUUGAUUUUUCAUUGCACUGGAAGUUCAAACCAAAUGGCAUUUGAAAACAAAUGUCACAAAAGUACAAGUACACACAAGUAGCAGAGCAAACUUUUGAAAAUGUUUAAUAAUUUAAAUCCUGACAGACAUGUUGAAAAAUGUGCUUGUGCAAAGGUUUGUGUGUGUGUGUGUGUGUGUUUGUGCCAACAUGAUCUCACAGAAUUCCAUGUAAUGACCACGGACUAAAUUAACCCCCGAAUCUGUGGUGGCAUCACGGAAUCGCCGAAAAUUCCGUGAUGGGCUCACAGAAGUGAUACCAAUGUAAGUCAGUGACAGGCAACAGCCGUGCUCCACGCACGGAUCCACUGGUUCAACACUUUAAAUGGGAAACCCUUAGCAUCAAUAUGCCGACGUCAUCAUUAUUGUUCAGAACUGGGUAGGUUUAGGGUAGGGGUGGGGUCAGGUACUUCAGUGAAAGUAUAAAUUUAUAUACAAAAUAUAACUGCAUCGGAGUCACUCUUUUUACGUGGUCCGAUGCAGCGCUGGUGUUGCACCAGUGAAUCCGUGCAUGGACCACGGCUGAUGCCUUCUGUGAGCCCAUCACGGAAUUUUGGGCAAUUCCGUGAUGCCACCACAGAUUCGGGGUUAAUUAAGUCCGUGGUCAUUGCACGGAAUUCUGUGAGAUCAGGUUGGUUUGUGCAAUAACAAUCAUACAUUUUAAGUAUGUUUUCACUGUCUUGAUGUUUUGGGGGAACACCGCAGCACUAAAUAUUACUUUCAAAUAAAGAGGAGAAAAAUAUUAAUAAGAGAUGUCAGAAACAGAUCUUUAGAUUUCAUAGCAGUCUUCCUUCCAGCAUAACAUUUGUGCACUACAAGAGAAGGGAAAGCCAUUUAAAAUCCAAGAUUGAUUUACUUAAAGUCUAUAUGAUGUACAGGUAACAUCUGCAGUUAAGUCAAGACACUGGGCAAAAAAUCAAGACCUAGUCACUUAUACUUUGUCCGUAUAUUUGACCUUUUGUAAAUCAAAAGGCUAUAGAGCUGGUAAUAUGUUUGAUUUUAAUAUGUUCUUUGCCCAGAAAUAUUGCCAUGUUUGCAAACCAGCUUUACUUACUUUUACAAGAUUAAUGUAAAAUAGUUGUGGGAAAAUAUACUAUUCUUGAGUAAAGAUAAUGGCCAUAAGCCAGUUCAAAUAAGUAAUGGAACUGUUGUAUCCUGUGAUGAUUUUUUUGGUGUGUAAUUUUAAACUAAAAGCACAUAUAAUCAGCCAUUCCAGGAUGUUCUAUGUCUCAUGUAUGAAAUGAAUGCUGUCUAGGAUCCACUGAUCUGUUAUGAUUUUGUUCCCCACUGUAAGACAUGUAGACAGCAUUUACCCAAAAUUUGUGUUAAUUUGUUGGAUUUUUAUUUGCUUUGGUUUUAUCAACCCUUCUGAUAAUGCCCUUUUUAUAAGAAAUUAUUAUUACCAAAGUCUUGCGUAGAUGUUUUGUAGUCGUCUCUCUUCCUUGUUGCUCCUCUGACAUGAUUCAUACUUUUUGAAUAUUUCACCUUUACAAUAAA
Molecule: messenger RNA, 5942 nt
Organism: Onychostoma macrolepis
Lineage: Eukaryota; Metazoa; Chordata; Actinopteri; Cypriniformes; Cyprinidae
Gene: spon1a
Product: spondin 1a
Exons: 16
Coding region: 235-2661 (808 amino acids)
Biological process (GO): cell adhesion
Cellular component (GO): extracellular matrix
Source: RefSeq, a predicted model, not a curated record